Molecule: messenger RNA, 1416 nt
Organism: Saccharomycodes ludwigii
Lineage: Eukaryota; Fungi; Ascomycota; Saccharomycetes; Saccharomycodales; Saccharomycodaceae
Gene: SAM50
Product: SAM complex subunit SAM50
Exons: 1
Coding region: 1-1416 (471 amino acids)
Biological process (GO): protein insertion into mitochondrial outer membrane
Cellular component (GO): outer membrane; SAM complex
Source: RefSeq, a predicted model, not a curated record
AUGAACACUGACACUGAUCUAGGCUCCAAUUCUGGUUUUCAAAAUGAUGCAUCCACUGCUACUAAUAUUGUCAAUGAUCUCAUAGAGGAAAAUCCAAAUUAUCCUAUUAUAAUCACACAGGUGAAAACUAAUCAAAUACCGUUUAUGCCUUCGAUUUUGCAAGAUCAUUUAACUGCGACAAUCAGCAAUGCCACCACUUUUUCGAGCUUUGUACAACAAUCUGAGCUACUACAAAGAAAAUUAGUUUCUAAUGGGCUAAUCGAUUCCAUGCAGCAAUCAAUAGAUGCUGUGCCAAUGACACGAACAAUUCAACCAAAAAUUAUAAAUUCAUUCAUAGAAAAUAACAAAAAUAAUGUACUUGCGCUUCAACCUUAUUAUCAUUUUUCACCGAUAAAAAAAUUCAUGGCCAAGACCGGAUCCAAAAUUGGGAAUGGAGAGGGCGAUGGAUACCUAGAAUUUCAAUUGAGAAACUAUUUUGGUACUGGUGAAAAAUUCAUCUUAGAUUGUAAACGGGGUACCAAGACAAAGUCUUCUAUAUUGUUUCAAUAUAUGCAACCUUUUAAAGUCUGGUACACUUUAAAUAAUUCAUUUUAUUCCAACAAUAGGCAGACUAAUGGUAUCAAUUAUGAGUUCAAGGGUUUAAAAAUGGAACUAGCAACUGCAUACUUGCCGGGGAUGAUUAGAAGCGGCACUGGCCUUGAUGAUAAUAAAACGUUAUGGAACCAUGCUCUAAGUUUCGAUACAUGUUCUAGAAUAACUAGUAAUAUGGUUACUCGUAGAUCAAGCUCACUAUUACAUCAAUGUGGUGAAGAUUGGAAAAAUUCGUUGUGUUAUACUUUGGUAAAUGAUACACGAGAUAAUAUUGUCACGCCUACUAUGGGGUCGUUGUUCAAAGUCAGCACUGAAUGGGAAUUUUUACAAAAAUGGACUAAACAACAGUUUGAGAUAGUGAAAGCUUUUAAAAUUGGGAAAGGGUUUUCUCUUAUUGGCACAAUAAAAUGUGGAAACAUUUUUAAGUUGGAUCCAGAUGUGGUUGUGCCAUAUUAUGACAAAUUUCAACUUGGCGGUGGUAACGAUGUCAGAGGUUUUAAUGUUAUGGGGUUGGGUGAUAAAGAGUGUUCAGAUGCAUGUGGUGGACACGCAUAUCUCACAUAUGGGAUAUCUUUAAUUAGACCUGUAGUAAAAGAUUCUAGCUUUAAGUGGCACUUAUUUACAAAUGGUGGGAAAUUAACUAGUAACGGCAGUGGCAGUUUAAGCAAUUUAUUUAAGGAAUAUUCAACCGCUUGCGGUGUAGGUAUAAUGUUUACACAUCCUGCAGCAAGGUUUGAGUUGAACUUCACUCUGCCUAUUACCAUGCACUCUACGGAUUCGUGUAGAAAGGGGUUUCAAUAUGGUAUUGGUAUGUGUUUCUUAUAA